UUGUACGCAAUUCAAAAUUAUCUUAAAAAUAGUUUCGAUGAUUAUAAUUAAGUAUCUUUAUUUUUAAAACAGUCAACAUGAUUAAAAAUUCAUUUUGACUUACAGUUGAAGUUGCUGAAUAAACAAUGUAAUUCCAAAGUAGUUUCAUUGUAGCAGAUAACAAAACUUAUAUACUUCUAUAAUUGUUACUUUUGACUAUGGCAUUAUCAAGGGCAGUUAAUGUUCUUAUCAGACAAAACCAUUUUGUAUUUUCUGGUCGCAUAACUGUUUCUUCGCAAUUCCUUAAUCCUCUAAGUAAUACAAUACACACUUAUGGGUUUUGGAAUCAAAAGUCUGUUACAAAAGUAGACUCAAAAGAAUCAUCCAAUCAAUUACAGACAGGCUUUAUGGAAGUAGCCAAGGAGAAUGUAAAGUCAGCAUGGUACUUGAUAGUGAUUGUUCUUGGCAUUGGUGUUACUAGUGUUGUAUGUUAUACAAUUGGUAAAGAGUUAUUCUCUUCCAAUAGUCCUAAUGGCGUCUAUAAGGCAGCUAUGGAACGAUGUAUAACUGAUCCUAAGGUGAUCGAUGCGCUAGGAGAACCUAUUAGUGUUCAUGGAACAAGAAACCGUAGAGGUCGUGGUAAUCAUCCUGCGCAUGAAAUUUAUCAAAGAGAUGGAGUAAAUCAUAUGAGAAUGCAAUUUUUUAUUCAAGGAUCUCGUAAACAUGGUACCGUUCAUUUGGAAGUAUAUGAAAACGAGACUGGCAACUACGUUUACAAGUACUUGUUCGUUCAGUUGGACGACUUGAUUCGUAAUGUUAUAGUUUUAGAAGAUAACAAAGCCACUGAGAGAAAAACUGAUAAAUCAUUGGAUCACUCUCUAUUUAUGUAAAUAUAUUUUUCAUUUUUGUACAACGCAUUAAAGUUAGUCAAAACGUCUCGAGAAUCGACUUAGAUUAGUUUAUGAUGUAAAAAAAUAAUGUAAGAAUCAAUUGCAUGAUUUUUGUGUAAUUGUAAUUUUAUACUCAUCUUAAACAUGCCAAUUGUUACAAUAAAUAAACGUACUAGUG
This is a messenger RNA of Orussus abietinus, 1047 nucleotides long. RefSeq names its product mitochondrial import inner membrane translocase subunit Tim21. Bases 198 to 869 code for a protein of 223 amino acids. The record is from RefSeq and is a predicted model, not a curated record. NCBI's taxonomy places the organism in Eukaryota, Metazoa, Arthropoda, Insecta, Hymenoptera, Orussidae. Gene Ontology annotation, cellular component: TIM23 mitochondrial import inner membrane translocase complex. The transcript has 5 exons. Gene Ontology annotation, biological process: protein import into mitochondrial matrix.